CGGAUCUCCAGCCGCUCCCCUGGCCGACGCUCACUACUGGCAACCCAGGGACGGCGCGCUUUUGCACAGGGUCCUGUUUGUCGGGCCCAUCAUCCAUGGAUCGGGUUGGCGCUCAAACACAACGCUCGAAAGGCUGUUUUCCCACGAUCUCGUGUGCUGAGUCAUCGGGCUGCAGCUUGGCCCCAGAUGACCUUUCGUCGAGGGAGCUGCAGGGCCAGUGCGGAACUGAACGUUGCGAUCGCGAGAUACUACCCAACAGUUUCGCUUUUGCAGAGCAGAGAAGUUCACGAUUGACUACACCCAUCAUGGACCCGCGGUUCACCGUGAUCGUCCGGCUCCCUUUCCCCCGCGGCGAUUUUGUUGAUCCACCCCCGCCUGACUGGACCGCUGCGAAAGAUCGAGUGCUAUGGGAGGUGCUCCUGCAGCCAUCAAAGCCGGUAGAUUGGAAUGCACUUGCUUCUCAACUGGACGUUACGCUCCCGUUUCUUCUUCAGCAAGCAGCAUGGCUCUAUGGCCAUCGACUGGCACAAGUUCGAGCAGAAAUACUAAGAGCUGGCCACCAGCAACCGGCUUCUCCUGCUCCAACGCCGGUAACCACUUCCGGAAGCCAUGCUACUGGCGGCCAUGCGCUGACUAGGGGUCGCAGCAGUGGAUCUCCAGUCACUUCUAGGUUGUCGAGCCAGCAACGUGAAGGUCAAGGUACCCCACGGCCAGAUACAAGUACUCCGCCGACGUCAGCCAAACCCCAAGUGUCUCACUCCCGUGCGCCUUCAUCAACUGUCCCUCCCGGUCAGAUUGCGGCUGUGCGCGCUCUCUCCUCCAAGCCAGCGAUAUCCCAUACUCCUCAAGGAAGAGAACCAAAUGACAAGACACCAAUGGACGUGAAAUACGAUCUUCACACACAGGGCUCAGCGAUAGAGCCUCCUGCAGGCGAGGAGAGUCCUGAGCCGAUGUCAUCGUCUGAAUCGGACUCUGACAGUUCAGCCGGACCCGGUAUCCCUUUCAAACGGUUCGGCAAAUUCUCUUUGCAUAGACCCCGAAAUACCGAAAUGGAUGAAGACGAGGAUGAUGAAGAGUCGCCGGCGUUUCUACCCUUUGAAAAUGUGUGCCAGCGGCCCGCUCCCACAGCGGAAAAUGACCCAGGGGCCACCCUUCGCCAGGAGCCCGACAAGAGCCACAGGACGCGAGAGUCGCUGCACAGGGAGAUUACGGCAACAGCGUCUACCAGUACUACCAGUUCAGGAAUAGGAUCUACCUCGUCCGGCUACGAUGUGCAGCGGAGGCAUCCCCGGCUUGGAGCGCUAAGUCCGCGACGGACCGCCGAACUGGCACGUCUGAGCCCACGUCAUCAGGGCAAACGCAGCGACGGCACACCCAGCAUGGGCAGUAGCUUCAGCGACCUGGAUGAUGCCAGCGUGACUCAAUCGGCCUUGGAAGAGGCGUUGCUUAGCCAUAUGCAGAAUGGAGGAGUCGCUAGUAGGAUGAGCACAUUCAGCCAAGCAUUACGGAGUAGGUAUCUAUGA
Coccidioides immitis RS is the source of this 1523-nucleotide messenger RNA. RefSeq lists its product as uncharacterized. Gene Ontology annotation, biological process: autophagosome assembly. Gene Ontology annotation, cellular component: phagophore assembly site. The record is from RefSeq and is a predicted model, not a curated record. The transcript has 7 exons. NCBI's taxonomy places the organism in Eukaryota, Fungi, Ascomycota, Eurotiomycetes, Onygenales, Onygenaceae. The coding region runs from base 306 to 1523 and encodes 405 amino acids.